GCAUACGUCGAAAAAGAGAUUACCGUUGUUACUGAUCAGGAGGUUGCAAAGAAUUUAAAAACAACUAAUGGACUUCCCAUGCGCAAAUGGAAGGUUUCGCUUUAUUCAAGCGAGGGUGGUGAAAAAUUUCCUCUAAAUUUUGUUGAUAAAGUAGAAUAUCUUUUGCACCCAACAUUUGAAAACCCAGAGAGAGUUGUUAGAAAGCCACCAUUUGUACUCUCAGAAAAAGGAUGGGGAGAAUUUGAUAUGAAGAUUAUACUGCACUUCAUAGAUAAAUCCAUUAAACCGUGGACCUUGGAACAUGAUCUUAAUUUCCAAAAACCCCAUUACGAAAAAUUUUUCGAUCCCAAACCGUCUUUUCUCAAAUUACUUUUCCAAGAGACAACGCCUGAUUCUCAGUCGCCUCUAAAAACAAAGCUAGGUCGUUCAAAAAGACCUAAGUCUUCCCCAUCUGUUUCUACAAAACGCCCUAAAACUGAUCUACCUGUUACCCCAACGUAUAAUAAUUCACCUGAAUCUACGAGUUCGUCAUAUUCUUCUAAUGAAUCUAUGAGCAAUAAAGAAAAUUUUCAGGUAGAUUAUAACAAGUUAGCAAAAAAUCUUUAUGAGUUAGAGGGUGAUGAUAUCUUGGAAGUAAUACAUCUUGUGAAGGAACAUCAAACGAGCGAAAUGUAUAUUAAUGAAGAAACUGAAGGCGAAUUUCACCUAGACUUGCAUACUCUUGGAGAUAACUUGUUGAGAGUCUUGUGGGAUUUUACAGAGUCAAAGCUUUCAAGGUCUACGUUUAAUUAA
Acaulospora morrowiae is the source of this 792-nucleotide messenger RNA. The record is from the annotation of a GenBank genome assembly. NCBI's taxonomy places the organism in Eukaryota, Fungi, Glomeromycota, Glomeromycetes, Diversisporales, Acaulosporaceae.